AUGUCGGAACUGUUCACUUGGGGACCACAGUGGUCAGUCAGGGGGUUUGAUCAAGGGGACCACAGUGGUCAGUCAGGGUUUGGUCAAGGGGACCACAGCGGUCAGUCAGGGUUGGGUCAAGGGGACCACAGUGGUCAGUCAGGGUUUGGUCAAGGGGACCACAGUGGUCAGUCAGGGUUGGGUCAAGGGGACCACAGCGGUCAGUCAGGGUUGGGUCAAGGGGACCACAGCGGUCAGUCAGGGUUUGGUCAAGGGGACCACAGCGGUCAGUCAGGGUUGGGUCAAGGGGACCACAGUGGUCAGUCAGGGUUUGGUCAAGGGGACCACAGUGGUCAGUCAGGGGGACCACAGCGGUCAGUCAGGGGGACCACAGCGGUCAGUCAGGGGGACCACAGCAGUCAGUCAGGGUUGGGUCAAGGGGACCACAGUGGUCAGUCAGGGUUUGGUCAAGGGGACCACAGUAGUCAGUCAGGGGGACCACAGCGGUCAGUCAGGGGGACCACAGCGCCCAAUCAGGGUUGGGUCAAGGGGACCACAGUGGUCAAUCAGGGGGACCACAGCGGUCAGUCAGGGGGACCACAGCGGUCAGUCAGGGGGACCACAGCGGUCAGUCAGGGUUGGGUCAAGGGGACCACAGUGGUCAGUCAGGGUUUGGUCAAGGGGACCACAGUAGUCAGUCAGGGGGACCACAGCGGUCAGUCAGGGGGACCACAGCGGUCAAUCAGGGUUGGGUCAAGGGGACCACAGUGGUCAAUCAGGGGGACCACAGCGGUCAGUCAGGGGGACCACAGUGGUCAGUCAGGAUUCUGUUUAUUGGUUGCUGCAUCAGUUGAUGAAGAAUUUGGUGAUCGCAGCAUGAGUGUCUAA
Messenger RNA from Haliotis rufescens (red abalone), 867 nucleotides. RefSeq lists its product as uncharacterized. The record is from RefSeq and is a predicted model, not a curated record. The transcript has 4 exons. Lineage: Eukaryota; Metazoa; Mollusca; Gastropoda; Lepetellida; Haliotidae. The coding region runs from base 1 to 867 and encodes 288 amino acids.